AUGAUGAGAGCCUUCCUAAGGAGCUCAGAGGGGUGUUUUCAGCUGAAACCACACACCACGACCAUCGGCCGGCACGAAGGGUCCGACAUCGUCCUGCAGGACCUCAACUCCCCCCAUGGCACCUUCAUCAACGGCUGCCAGGUCCAAAAUGCAGCCGUCAGAGUGAGCCCAGGUGAUGUCCUGCGCUUCGGCAAGGGGGGAGCAGCCUUCGAGCUGGUGGUGGAUGGGGCUGCCCAGGAGUUGGUCCCCGCUGGUGUUGUGAUAGCUCCAGGCUGGCAGAUGGCACCCUUAAUCUCCCCACAGGGUGAGAAGGAGGAGAUGGGUCACCUCUCUGGUUUGGAGACAGAAUCAAAGCAGAAAGAUGCAGCAAUAAGACAUCUGCAGGAGGAGAUUGCAGCGAUGGCAAAGACCUUGGCUCAGGUGGCGGCAAGGAAUGAGGUGGAGCUGACCCAGAAGCUGCUUGCCUUUGACCAAGAGCUGGAAGCCAAAGCAGAACUGAUCAGAGCCUUGAGGGAACAGAUCAGCAACCUAGAGAAGGGCUCGAGCCAGGUUUUCAGCCAUUCCCUCUAUGAAAGAGACCUGGAGAUUGGGAGGCUGCGGAAAGAAAGUGAGAAGUUGAAGCGGGACCAUGCUUUGACUGCAGGUCUAGUGACCAGCCUGCAAAGAGAGAUUGCCGGGAAGGAGCAGAAAAUCCAGCAACUCCAGCAAGAUGUUGAGAAAGUGAAGAAGGAGACCAGAGCAAAGGACAAUCAGCUGGCAGUGCUUUCUGCCAAGUGCUCUAGAAUCCGAGAGGAAAUGAAGCAGGAACUCAGAGAGCGGGAAGUAACAGCGUGCCGGAAUCGCAUCAAGGAGCUGGAACAUGACCUGGAGAGGCUGCAGGGGGAAAUCCAGAAGUACUGCAUUGAGCAGGAGAGCAUCCAAAGCCAGCUGGCUGAGAAAGCCAAGGCUGAGGAGGAGCUGAGGGAAGCUGGAGCCAGGCAAGCUCUGCAGCUGCAGGAGAUGGGGUGCAGGGAGCGCCUGCUGCGAGCCGACCUGGCUCGGGCCAAGCAGCAGCUGGAGUCCUUCAAGACCCAAGUGAUGCAAGUCUGUUCUCCGGCAGCAGCAGGGAAAGCCAUCACAGAGCAGCAGGUGAUAGAGAAAGUCAGACAGGUCUGUGACGAGAGCCAACAAAGUCAUGAGAGAGAGAAGUGUCUGGAAGAGGAAAUAAGCUCCAGGCUUGCAAAGGAAAAGGAAGUGUCUGCAAACGCUGAGGUGUUCAGGAAGUCCCUGCAGGAGCUCCAGGCUCACCUGAGCCGGUCCUGCAGCAGCACCAGCCUGCGAGGGGAGCUGGGGAAGCUGGAAGCCAUGCACCUGGAUCCCUCCAUCUCCACCAUUGGGGUGGCAGCUGUGGAAAUGGCACAUGUGCUCCUGUCCUGGCUGGAGGCAGCAGAGCAGCUCCUGGCUGGCGUGGGGAUGGACCUGCACAAAGGGCUGUUGGCUGCUCUUGGGACAUUGGUGGAAACCAGUCAGGAAACUGCCCAGAGGAAUCAGACAUUACAGGCACAAUUAGAGGAGGCCCAGGAGUCACAGGCAGCUUUGCUGCAGGAGCACAUGAAGCAGCUGGAAGCAAAACAUGAGCAAGAGCUACAGCUAAAAAUCGAGCACAUUCUGUUGGAGAAAGACAAGGAGAGCAAGGAGCUCCUGGAGAGCGCCAUCACUGAGGAGAAGAGCAAGUACAAACAAUCCCUGGAGAAAGAACAGAAGAAGAUCCAAGACCUGGAGAGCCACCUGAGGAGCAUGGCUGAGGCUAUAGAAAGAAAGUCAAAGGAGCAGGAGGCUGCUGACUGCAAGCUGCAAGAAGCUGUGCAGAAGCUGGAGGAAACCACAGUGCAAGAGAUGGUGUUACAGCAGCAGGUGCUGGUCCAAGACGAGCAGCUCAGGACCCUUCAGGAGGAGAAUGAGUUACAGAAACAGAAACUACAGGGAGAAAUAGAGGAAUACAAGGAGCAGAGUAAGCAGCAUGCACUGACAAUUGUGGCUUUAGAGGAGAGGCUGCUGGAGGCCAAGGAGCAGCAGAAGACACUGGAGGAGGAACACACAGCGCUUGUGGAGAGAAUGAAAGGAUUUCAGCGUGACACUUGCCAGGCAUCACCGGGGGCUUGGCUGGAGGUUUGUCCUGCUGCAGAGUCUCACGGCUGUCUGCGGAAGUUCAGGGAGGAGCUGAUCAUGGCACAGAACACGCUGCUCUCCAAGGAGGCUGUCAUCACUGGGCUCACCAAAGAGCUUGCAGAAACCAGAGCCAGGCUGACAGACAUGAGAGGGGAGCUGAGUGAGGAGCACAAGGUGGAACUGGAGCAGAACCUGAUCCGGCUGAAAUGCCAGGAGCAGCAACUGAGCCUGCUCCGAGAGAAGCUAUCCUGGAUGGCCAGCCUGGUGGAGAAGAAGGAUCAAGCCCUGGAAGCAGCCGCUGAGGAGUUAAGGCAGGCCCAAGCCCACUGCCAGGAGCUGAAGGAUGCUCAAGAAAUGGCAAAGAAGCCAGAAGCUGCUCCUGGGACACCAGCACAGGCAGAAGAAGCUUCUAAACAGCUGCCACAAUGAAGGGUUCAGAGCCUCUGGUGGUCCUCACAAAAGAC
Melopsittacus undulatus (budgerigar) is the source of this 2612-nucleotide messenger RNA. RefSeq names its product forkhead associated phosphopeptide binding domain 1 (gene FHAD1). NCBI's taxonomy places the organism in Eukaryota, Metazoa, Chordata, Aves, Psittaciformes, Psittaculidae. The transcript is spliced from 21 exons. Gene Ontology annotation, molecular function: protein binding. The record is from RefSeq and is a predicted model, not a curated record. Bases 1 to 2577 code for a protein of 858 amino acids.